Pochonia chlamydosporia 170 is the source of this 480-nucleotide messenger RNA. RefSeq lists its product as hypothetical. Lineage: Eukaryota; Fungi; Ascomycota; Sordariomycetes; Hypocreales; Clavicipitaceae. The transcript has a single exon. The record is from RefSeq and is a predicted model, not a curated record. The coding region runs from base 1 to 480 and encodes 159 amino acids.
AUGUCCCUCUCCGAACAGAAAGGCAAUCCAGCAACCGCUGAUCGCCAACCACAAACUGAAGUGUCAGCACCGCCAGCCUACCAGCAACAGCAUGGAGACUCGGCUUCGGCUCCGGCUUCAGCGCCACUCCCUCAGAAUGUAACACGACCCUACCCUCAAUACCAGUCGCAAAUGCAAAACACCGGCAUGGCAGUUGGAGGCAUGGUCGGUGCCGUGGGUCCUGGGUCAGUCGGUGGUGACACGGUGACAGGUGGUGUUGUCGGAGGCAUCGUUGGACAGCGUCUAGCACAGGCUGAGAACCACGCAUUCUACAGAGAUCAGGCGAUGCAGUAUCGGGAAGGCAGGGCAGCCGGGACAAUACCGCCUCCAAAAGAACUUUAUGAGGGGGAAAAAGCAUCGUGGUGGUCUAAAGAAGGGCGGGCGCAGAGGAGAGCAGAACGAUGGGAGAGAAGGGCCAAGAGGAGGGAUGGUGCGGAUUGA